Molecule: messenger RNA, 963 nt
Organism: Oikopleura dioica
Lineage: Eukaryota; Metazoa; Chordata; Appendicularia; Copelata; Oikopleuridae
Source: the annotation of a GenBank genome assembly
AUGAGAGCUUUCUCUCUCUUAUCACUUGUUUUUGCAUCAGACGAUUACGUCCGCUUUCCGGCAAUAGGCGAUUGGGGCGGAGCCGAUCCUAUCCCAGUCAUUUAUCCAGGAGGAAACCGUUAUUCCCAAGAAUGGGGAGCAGCAAGCAUGGAUAAACUCUGCGGCGAGAGAGAUUGUGACUUCAUGCUUUCCCUCGGAGACAAUUUUUAUUGGGAUGGAGUUUACAACAUCGAUGAUAUCAGAUUCAAUGGAACUUAUGAGAAUAUCUACGGGUUCGCGUCCGAAAGAGAAAACAUCAAAAAUCUAGACUUUUACCAAUGUCUUGGGAAUCAUGAUCACAGGCGAAAUGCUACAGCGCAGGUUAUUUAUUCACAUCAAAGAGAGACAAAUUUCAAGUUUCCGGAUUUAUGGUACUCCUUCACGAUUGAGAAGCCAAAGUUCAGCGUCAAAAUCAUGAUGAUUGACACGGAAAUCAUGAUGGGAAACGUGAAGAAACUUCCUGAAUACCCAGAUCGAGACUAUCAAGAAGAACAGAAUCAGUGGAUCGACAAAGAGCUUGAAAACUGCUACGCUGAUUACUGCAUCGUCGGCGGUCACCAUCCAAUCUACAGCGUCGGAAAUCACGGGCCAACCGAAAAGAUCAUUCGAUAUUUACAGCCUCUACUGGAAAAACAUCAUGCUGAUGCUUACAUCUGCGGACACGACCACAAUAUGCAACACUUCCUGGGCAAAAGGAUCCAUUACUUCGUCACUGGGAUGGGCAAGGCAAUCAACAUUUCCCUGAAAAAUAUGAACCACGAACUGAAUCCUCAAGCUGACUUCGAUUACUUCUCAGUUCUGAAGGGUGAACGACUUGCUAUUUUGCUGAUUGAAGCUAACGAAGAAGAAAUGAAAUUUGACGUUGUCACUGGAAAAGGAAAUUACUUUUAUCCGAGAACACUGCGAAAGAAAACAAAAGUGUAG